Molecule: messenger RNA, 1059 nt
Organism: Cyclocybe aegerita
Lineage: Eukaryota; Fungi; Basidiomycota; Agaricomycetes; Agaricales; Hemipholiotaceae
Source: the annotation of a GenBank genome assembly
AUGACCGAGUACGCCUACUCUGCUCAAGCAUACCAAGAUUACAUGUCUGCCCGUGACCGCACCGCGUACUGGGUUCGGUCUUACGCACCAGACGGGACAGAGUUCUACUCGCCCUCUGUGCCCCCCUCCUUCAUGGACGGUCAUAUGGUACUGCGCUACAAUGACGGCCGGCCUGAUAUACCCAUUCCAAGGUCAACCCGGCACCACGACGGUCGAUCACACACCCAUUCACAUAGUCACUCUGGCGCCCGCUCACGGUCGGGCACUAUUGGGGAAUCGCCCCCGAUCUCCCGAGCGGUGUCCCGACGCGACGAGGGCGACAAGCCGGAGCAGAUUCGGAUCCUACCUUCGAAUGGCAAGACCAUCCCGGUACAACCAGGCCACACGCGUUCCAAGUCGCUUCCUCGAAAGGCCGAAGUUCGCGACACUGAAAACAUUCCGUUCCCAUCCUCCCAUACGCAGAGCCCACCCUACUAUUCAUCGCACCACUCAAGUCGUUACCCCCAGUCCGCCUCUGCUCAUCAACCUGGUUUCACUCCGGGAUGGAGUCCUCCGCACAACGCGCACAUGAAGCACGCGCACGCCAACAUUUAUGCCCCUUCCCACUACACCCAACAACCCCCCGUCAUGCUACAUCACCAACCUCCCAUGGGCCCCAACGGCAUGAUCUAUAGUCACUCUGCGCCGCCAGCAACCGGCUACUACGCUCCUAAUACGUACUCGACACCAUAUCCAACUGGGUCGCACCGACAUAGCUCUUCGACGCACGAUGUCAGACGCGGACGCACCCGUUCCACGGGGCGGAGGAACUCCGCGGCAGUAUCGAGGGAGUCCCUCCAUCGAAGUGAGAAGUCAGGGAGUACGUACUACCACGGCCAAAAGCCAUCCAGUACUGAGCACUCGUCAUCGACAAUGAAGUCGCCAACCUCACCUUAUGCGUACAUCAAGAAACCGUUUUUCCAACGCUUGUUCAGUUUCCCAAAGUUCUCGUCCGCGGGUCCAGCUCGAGGACCAGGUGGGAGAAAACUCCACCGCCGUCACUCCAUCGGCGCGCGAUAG